GUGACUGUGUUUAUGUCCGAAACAAAUUUGAAAAGUAGUGCGUCAUUACCUGGCGGAAGAAUAUCCUAUGUAGUAGUUAAACUGAAAGUACAGUAUAUUGCUUCAGUAGAAACAAUUUAACAAGAGAUAAAUAAACCAAUUUAUGAAAAAGAGAGAAAAAACAGUUUAGAGAUAAACAAUUGCAGAAAACUAAAGACGAGAUAAAAAUGAGAGAAAAAAAUAUAAGUUUACUACUAUGUCAUCUGGUUGGCAUAGUUACAGUUGUCAUGGGUGAUCUGUACCUCCAUGCCCCUAGAGGGUCAAAUAACAGGCUCAAUGAAAAAUCUGCAAACAGAGCAAAUGCAAACAGGCUAUUUGAUUCACAGAAUAACAACAGAGGAGGUUAUAAUGUUGGUGAUUUAACAGAUGUACCUGCUGGGGAAAAUGCUGCAAAACAGUAUAAUAUGCAUUAUUUUCAAAGUGGACCAUCAGCAAAUAAGGCAACGGGCUAUGGAGGCACUCAACUGACAAUAGAAUGGACCAAUCAGCAUGGAUGUGGUGGCAAUGAAGACACUGACCCUCAAAAACAAAAUUGUAACAUGGUUCUACAAUACAUGUGUGAAGAUGCUAUGGAAAAUAUACCUGCAUUGAAAGAGCAGAUAAGGGAUGGUACAUCAACCCAAACAAUGGAGUAUACUCCUCCAGCCGGUAUGGAUGAGACUAAAGCCCAGGUCAUUACAAGAAAGAAUGGGGCCCUGGACACAUCACGGGGGUUGCAGGAAGCAUGGGAAAUGUAUGAUGACUGCUAUGUGAGAGAACGAAAUCUAGGGCUUUUUACUGCUGAUCAGAAUUUGAAGAAAAACAAGUUUGGUGUCAGCAGUUCAAUUUACUCAAGACAAAAUCCUAAUGGAAAUCGUCGUGGUUACGAAUGUCCUGAAGAAAGGGACUACUUUCCUUACUGGCAUCCAACCCAGUGGAAGGAUAUCGCUGUACUAGCAGAAAAUAGUUCCAUGUGCAGUCAUUAUCAAGAAAACAGUUUUAAUGUACAGCCUUACUACAAAUGUGUGGAGUUUUAUUCACCGGGAAAACCAAAACACUCAUCAAGGUGGAAUAAUGAAAAACAAUGUACAGAUAAUGGUGGACAAUGGAUUUUAUUCCAUAACUACCUUGAGGCAGCCAAACGUUAUACUACUGAAGGAAGUUGUGUGUCUGCCAGUAAUGGUAAUGUAAAAUAUAUAUGGGCAGUGCCAUAUGAUGCAGAAGAUGUCACCAAGAAACAAUGUCUGGUUGCCUUGGAAACACCAGAUUGUUAUGACGCUCCCUGGUCAAGAUCAAACCAUUUAGGUAAUGGAAGAGGUGAUGGACAACCACUGACUUAUACAUGGACUCUUCCAUAUUUCCCAUCAGGCCAUGAACAUAAAUGUGUUUUAAGAAUGAGAUAUAACAUAUCAACAGAUGAUUAUGAUCCAUACAAUACCAAUGCCAGCCAGAAUGCCAACAGACGUCUGAAUAUUGUAUCGCCAGUACAGGAUAAUACAGAGAUAGAUGUUGGUGGCCCUACUAAUCUACAGAUGGCAUUAAAUACUGAUCAGACAGGCAGGGUUUUUCAGGAUAGAACACACAUAUUUAGACUUAUGCCACGCCCAAAAGGUCUUGAACGGGAGCGUAUAUUAAACUUAAAUGUUCGUGGUAAGAGAGGAAAUAUUGUGCAGGUGUAUCCAGCUGUGGAAUAUGACUUUACACCCAAUCAUUUACAUAUCUCUCCAACAGAUUUGGUGCAUAUACAAUGGACAGUGUCUACUUUCAAUUCAUUAACAAUAUACUAUUUUCUAGGCUCGGACAGAAACAACAUGGCACAGAUUGGUGACCUCAAUGACAAUUUUCCUCUUCCAUAUGAGCAGACGACAAUGUGGAAAAAUGCGGAUGUUGUUUGGAUUUUUCAUGGGAGACAGUUUAUCCCCCAAAAGUUUUGCUCAAAAAGGGGCAUCUUCGGGAUAUUAAGAUGUUUUAAGAAAUCAUCUUGCAAAGAGCCAGAGCACAGGGACUUUAUUGUAGAGACCAAAACAACACCUCUACAAAACCAGUUAGACAACGCCCCAGCUUCAUUUCAGGGAGCAGUUCUAAAAUUCAAGAAAGGGACCUAUCAUUAUAUGAACACAAGAAAUAAUAACUUUACAAAUAGAUCAAACAAAGGAACAAUUCAUGUUUCAUAAAAGUAGACUUAUAUUUAUGUAACUUUGUUUUUGGAAAUACUCAUAUAAUAUUUUUGUGCACUAUGCAAUUUUGGUAGUGUAAAUUAGUUACAAGAUUACAAAAUCAAUGCUCAAACGUUGUUUAUAUUUGAUUAUUUCAUAUAAUUGAUCUAUAUAUGUUUUAAACACACCCUAAAAUGAAUGUUUUCACAUUGAUAAUACCUAAGAAAUAACUUUUUGCAUGUCUGUGUUUUUAUUUUAAUUAAAGACAAACAAUUUUAUUGAGAAAGUGAAUAUUGUGUUAGUUUGCAUAUUAUGCAAAUUUCAGGACUGUUUACUAAUCACACAUUAUCUUUUCUUUGUCAAGGAAAGAGAAUAAUUUAAGAUAUAUGUUUUUCUAGUGAAGAAAUAUUGUUACAAAAUGGUGCUUAACUUAAUGAUAUAUUAUAGUUAUGGACGUGUGUUAGCCUGGUUUUAUACUGGUUGUCUAAUUAUUAUUAGUGCUGGGUAUCAGACAAUUUACACCAUUGUGCCAUGUACAUGUGUAUCUCUGUGUAAUAGUCAAUCAUUAGGAACUAAUACAAUAUAUAAGUUACUGUCAAUAAAAUUAUUUUGUAUGUAAUAAUCUUUCCAUAAUAUAAGAUACAGAUAUUUUGGACAAAUACCUAUCUGAAGGAAUUGUGUUUCUCUCCCUUUAUAAUUUAAUGUAUGUAUGAACUACUUUAUUUAAUAUUGAUAAUAAUCAGUUCUUUAUGUUUGAAUGAAAUUGUUCAUUUUCAUGUCAUAUUGUAUUUCUGCUGGUUCAGAAAUAAGCUUUAAUAUCUGUCUUUGUAUGCACACUGUAUGCUUGCCACUUUUGUUACUGUGAAUGUGCAAAACCUAAUUAUUAUAUGUAAUAAAACUAUUAGAAAUGCUA
This is a messenger RNA of Ruditapes philippinarum (Manila clam), 3087 nucleotides long. Its product is annotated as protein DD3-3-like. Lineage: Eukaryota; Metazoa; Mollusca; Bivalvia; Venerida; Veneridae. The record is from RefSeq and is a predicted model, not a curated record. The transcript has 13 exons. The coding region runs from base 207 to 2192 and encodes 661 amino acids.